Molecule: messenger RNA, 2085 nt
Organism: Lodderomyces beijingensis
Lineage: Eukaryota; Fungi; Ascomycota; Pichiomycetes; Serinales; Debaryomycetaceae
Source: the annotation of a GenBank genome assembly
AUGUCGGUAAAUCCUCCAAGAGUCAGAGACAAUACAGUAGCGCUAUCAUUGCUCAAGCUAUAUCGAGCCAAUCGAUCGCUUCUUCUCAAUACUUCAUACAUAGUAUUGAUAACAGCUGCAUUUACAGGAGCCGCCAGCACGGGGAGCAGCAGCACAAGUCUGACAUCAUCGAAAGCUUCCAAAUCAGACAAACAACAACCGCAGCAACAGGUACAAGAUGCACUGAAUUCCAAGAAUAAACACCCAAAGCUAUCUCGUCAGGCAUUUGAUCGAUUAUUCAAGGCGUGCGUACCUACAUUGCAUGAUAGAACCAUUGGCUACUUGUUGGCCCACUUGGUGCUUUUGGUGAUUCGAGCUUUGCUUACAAUCAAGGUGGCCACUUUGGAUGGUCAACUAGUUGGUGCUUUGGUGGGCAGAAGAUUGAAAGCGUUUAGCAAAUUGUUGUUAGCUUGGCUCUUGAUUGGGUUUCCCGCGAGUAUCACCAAUGCACUCAUAUCAUGGACCAAAUCAAACUUGAGUAAAUCCAUUAGGGAAAAUUUGAACAAGUCGAUUAUGCUGGAGUAUAUGCCCGAUAACUUGGACGCCAACUAUUACUCAUUGAUUCAUUUGAGCGGCAACAAGAUUAAAGACCCCAACCAGAGAAUCACUACUGAUGUUUCGCGUUUGAGCUAUGCUUUGAGCAGCUUACCGGGUCAGUUGUUGAAGCCCACAUUGGACUUGGUCUUGUGUGCUCGGCAAUUGAGCAAGAGCGGUGUGGGCAAUGGUGAAGGAACGCUUGCUCUUGGGAUAUUGGCCCAUUUCUCCACCAUGAUUAUUCGAUUCUUUUCACCUCCAUUUGCCAAAUUGGCGAGCGAGCGCGCUAAUUUGGAAGGACAGUUGAGAUCGGCACAUGCAAAGAUUGUUGCCAACAAUGAAGAGAUUGCGUUUUUAAAAGGCCAUUAUCGAGAAUUGGACUAUAUUGACUAUUGUUAUUACACAUUGGAGAGAUUUAGUAAAGGCGAAUAUUGGAAAAAGGCCAUUCAUGAGAUUGCUCAGACUUUUAUCGUCAAGUACUUCUGGGGUGCUGCUGGCUUGGUCUUGUGUUCAGCGCCCAUUUUCAUUGGCAAACAUAUCGGCGAGGCCGACGACAAAAACGCCGCUGGUAAUUUCAUCACCAAUAGAAGAUUGUUAUUGAGUGCCUCUGACUCGCUCGAUAGAUUAAUCUACGCAAGGAGAUAUUUAUUGCAAAUUGUUGGCCAUGCCACAAGAGUUUCCGAUUUCCAAGACACGUUGGCAGAUGUCAAAAAGAGGAAAUCGACCAUCCAUUCCAAUGUCAAGUUUAACAAUGAUGAAAUCAAUUUCGACAAGGUGAGAUUAUUGACUCCCGCUGAUGUGACAUUGAUCCCUUCGCUCACAUUCACCAUCAAGUCAGGCGACCACUUGUUGAUUGCAGGACCAAAUGGGUCAGGCAAAUCCUCCUUGUUUAGAAUGCUCGGUGGAUUAUGGCCCAUAAAAGAAGGUACCAUCACCAUCCCAACCACGGAAAAUAUGUUUUAUCUUCCCCAGCGCGCCUAUUUGGUACAAGGUUCACUUCGAGAACAAAUCAUAUAUCCUCAUGCCCCAGACCAGCAAAAGAAGGAUGACUCUGAGUUGAAACAGAUUCUCCAAAUUUUGAAAUUGGGCGAUUACGUCGAUCAACUUGACGAGGUCAAGAAUUGGGAUGAGGAGUUAUCAACUGGUGCCCAGCAGAGAUUAGCCAUGGCUAGAUUAUACUACCAUGAACCCAAAUUUGCCGUGCUUGACGAGUGUACUUCUGCCGUUAAUCCCGACAUGGAGCAGUUUAUGUACGAGCAUGCCCAGAAGUUGGGCAUAACGUUGCUCAGUGUCGCCCAUAGGCCGGCAUUGUGGCAUUUCCACAAGUACUUGCUCAAAUUCGAUGGUAAAGGUGGUUAUUUCUUUGGCAAAUUGGAUGCCGAUAAGAGGUUGAAGUUGGAGAAAGAGCGAAUCGCGUUGGAGAAGGCAUUGAGAGAUAUACCUUUGCUCAAGGAACAAUUGGCUGAGUUGAAGAAGGUUUCGAAGUUACAACAUGAUAAAUAUCGCCAUUAG